Messenger RNA from Anneissia japonica, 1821 nucleotides. Its product is annotated as protein phosphatase 1 regulatory subunit 36-like. Bases 79 to 1377 code for a protein of 432 amino acids. Gene Ontology annotation, molecular function: phosphatase binding. The record is from RefSeq and is a predicted model, not a curated record. Lineage: Eukaryota; Metazoa; Echinodermata; Crinoidea; Comatulida; Comatulidae. Gene Ontology annotation, biological process: negative regulation of phosphatase activity. The transcript has 15 exons.
CAAGAGGUUGCUAAGAUAAAUGUAAUUUGUGUACCUGUGAACUGUGGCUAGCUGUUCGACGCUUUCACGUCAUUUAGAAUGGCAAAACAGGAGCUUAUAAGCGCACCAAACCCAGUCAAGGGCCAUUGGUACUGGAAGGACGAAACACAAACAUUGGAAUUUCAAGCAAACAUAAGCCAUAGUAUCAAUGAAAAGGACAGAAAAAGUCGAAGGUCAAAAAAUAUCACAUUUGCUGAUGCAGGGAAAAAAGACAGGGCUACACCAGUAAAAAUUGAAAAAGGUCAGGGAGCAGGAGGCAGAGGUCAUCGUGGACUGACAAAUAAAUCAAGCGUAAAGGGUGGAGCAAAAGAAACAACUGUCACGCUUGAAAGAAUUAAAGAUGUUACACUUGCAUGUUUGAAUGAAGUUAAUUUUUCAACUGAGCUUUUUGAAAUGAGUUUAUUAAGUCUUGAACAGUUUGAUGGCUUUUUACUGGGACUUCUUAACUACUUUGCAUCAUUCUUUGACAAGAUUGCUCUUGAAAACAAACCAAAGCCAAUGACAACGGAACCGAGUCAGAAGGAAAAGAAGGAAAUGGCGAGCAUUAUUGGGAGGAUGGAAGCCACGCAGAAAUGCUUGGCACAAAGUUACUGUGUUCUUGUCUUGGGAUUAGGACUACAAAACCACCAUCACAUGGCUUGUGGAGGAAGUCGAGUUUCGUCAACGUACAGAGAUAGACUGAUGUAUGAAUCCUUGUAUAAGUUCUGCGUAUAUGUUGUGUGGAUAGCAUUUAGAAGGAAAGACUAUGAUGUCAUACACAAAGAGGUUGGGAGAAUUCUAAGAUCAGAUGUCUUCAACCCAGCACUUCGUGUCAAGAAUGCCCCACCAGAAGAUGACCUCGCCGAGCAAGAUAAAAAAUUGCAAACAGAGAUCGACUAUGAAACAUGGAAGAAGGAUAUACUAACCCCAGCUGAGCACAGAAAACUUAAACCAAAACGGCCAGCCAUCACUUCAAUUAUUAAUCAAAGAUCGCCGAUGUUGGUGUCAGUGCUCCCAACUCCAAAAGAAGAAUCCAGCUGGCUGUUUCAGAGUCACAGACCAAAUACAUCUGGGAAUAUGAACAUACAAGAUCAUGGAGAGAAGAUUGUUUUCGGUACAAGGCUCUCUAAAAGGGUUGGCAUAUUGGGUGAACAUUUAAGUGGUUUUAAUCCUAACACACUUGCGGCUGUAGGCUCAGAACAUGAUGAAGAACACGAAGAAACAGAAUCAAGAAGAGAGUCAAUAUUUGGAAGCUCGGGUUCAAAGAGUGGCACCCCAGCAAACCGAGGUUUGAGUCGACAGCUAACUGAAGUAUCCCAUGCAGUGACUGAUGUGUUCUCUGAUGUUGAUGAGGACUAGGAAUCUAUCUCCUAUUAUUCAUACCAUUAUGUCCUAACUGUCAACUGUUCAUUUGGGCAUAUUUGGCUGUCCAUACAAUACCGUCCAUUAAUAAAAUUUAUGCUCAGAAUACUGCCCCAAUAACAACAUUCCAACAAUUGUCCAAAUACACUAUUACUGUAAUGCAAAUUCCCUAUGUUACCACCAUUGAGGUGUUAUAGUAAUAAUAUUUCUAUGCUUAGGCGAGAUUUUUUUUAGUGAACCUGCCGAACGCAAGUAUUAAUGAUUUUGAAUAAAAUAAAAAUUUUAGUUUUGGCCAAUCAGCGCACCCGCUGCCAUGGAAAAUGGAAAUUUCAGAAAAAAAAAAGAAGGUUUUUCUUUAUUUUUAUUACGCCCACCACUGCCUUGAAAUCUCCAAAGAUAAGAUAUGUAUAUUUCUUUCUAAUUAUAUAAAUUUUAAGCAUU